AUGCAGGCUGCGUCUAAUGGACACGGUGGUGUGGUCAGGCGUUUGUUAGCGGCCGGUGCAAAAGUUGACGCUCGAGAUACGUCUGGUCAGACGGCGCUGAUCUUAGCUUCAAAAGUGGGAUCGGACGCAGCUGUUGGAUGUUUACUGGGAGCAGGAGCCGACCCCGACGUUCAAGACUGGCGUGAUGGGAGGACUGCGUUGUCCCGGGCGGCGGAGAAGGGCCAUGAAGGGACGGUCGAGAUCUUGCUGAAUGGGAAUGCUGCGGUAGAUUUGGUGGAUAAAUGUCACCGAACUCCGAUGGCGUGGGCUGCGAUGAAGGGUCAUACAAGUGUGGUCAAGCUUUACCUACGAUGGAAUGCCAGUACCACCACAGAAGAUGACGACUACGACCGUACGCCAUUCAUGUGGGCGAUCAAAAGGGCCAUGAGGAUGUUAUUGAGGUUUUGA
Molecule: messenger RNA, 447 nt
Organism: Aspergillus affinis
Lineage: Eukaryota; Fungi; Ascomycota; Eurotiomycetes; Eurotiales; Aspergillaceae
Product: ankyrin repeat domain-containing protein
Exons: 1
Coding region: 1-447 (148 amino acids)
Molecular function (GO): protein binding
Source: RefSeq, a predicted model, not a curated record